AUGAAGUGUGUCAUGUGGAGCCUGCUGUGCUGCGGGUCGCUGCUGCUGGCCGACGUGCUGGCGACCUACAGCCUCAGCGGAGUGGACCCUCUGCAGAUUUCUGCGCAAAGCUACGCACAAACCAGACACAGCGGGCGACCUCCACAGAGGAAACUGAAUCCUGCAAAAACAGACUCUCAGUGCAGGAGCCGUCCACUGGACCUGGUGUUCAUCAUUGACAGCUCUCGCAGCGUGCGUCCUGGUGAGUUUGAGAAGGUGAAGAUAUUCCUGGCUGACAUGGUCGAUACUCUAGAUGUGGGACCGGAUGCCACCAGGGUGGCCAUGGUCAACUAUGCCAGCACAGUCAAGAUUGAGUUCCUGCUCAAAGAUCACCUCAACCAGCUGGACAUGAAGCAAGCCAUCUCACGCAUCGAGCCCCUGGCCACCGGCACCAUGACGGGCCUGGCCAUCAAGACGGCCAUGAACGAGGCCUUCACCGAGCAGUCUGGGGCCCGGCCUCGCUCCAGGAACAUCUCUAAGGUGGCCAUUAUUGUGACAGAUGGGAGACCUCAAGACCAGGUGGAGGAGGUGUCCGCUGCGGCCCGGGCUUCAGGCAUCGAGAUCUAUGCCGUUGGGGUGGACCGUGCCGACAUGCGCUCCCUGCAGCUGAUGGCCAGCAUCCCCCUGGACGAGCACGUCUUCUACGUGGAGACCUACGGCGUUAUCGAAAAGCUGACCUCCAAGUUCCGGGAGACCUUGUGUGGUGUGGACCCCUGUGCCAUGGGACACGACUGCGAGCACAUAUGUGUCAACAGCAACGCCUCCUAUUACUGCAAGUGCCGGAAUGGUUAUAUCUUGAACGCGGACAAGAAAACAUGUUCUCUAAAACAGGUGAAGGUGGAGGUGGUUGAGGAUCCCUGCAAGUGUGAGGCCAGGCUGGCUUUCCAGAAGCAGACACAAGCUGCCAUCCAGCAGCUCACGGCUAAACUGGCUGACGUGACGGGGAAAGUGGAGAAGCUGGAGAACAUGUUGGGCCGUGUUUAGAGGGGGACACAGUGAGCCAGGCAGCUUGCGAGCUUCCUGGCAGCGUCGCAGCCACGGACUGCUGCAAAACAGGCAUGCGCUUCCUCCGGUCUCCUCCACACCUUUGGAUCUCCACCUCACGUUGAGCAGGCCUGUGAUCCCUCAGUUUACUGACUCGAGUUGACAGUAUCUACAUUUAGUCUGGGAUCUGGUGAUUUAUGACCGUUGAAGACAUUGUUGCCUUAUCUUGUUCAAACUGCUGUAAGAAAUAUUAACCAUAUUUCUCCUCAACACCUACAUGAGAAUACUAUGACAUUGUAUAAUAACUUGAGAAAAAUAUUAUUUUUUGCUGUAAGUCUCUGUAGAUCAAUGAAUUAUUAAUAAAUUUCCUGUUUGGACAAAGAUAUAUAUAGAUAGAUAUAGAUAUAGUUUUGUGUACAAUAAAGGGUGUAAUGGAAAAAAAUAAAUGUGACACAAAAAUUUCUGGAGUAGAUUUACUCAUUACAAAAUUUUGUAAAAAUACUUUAAAAAGUACAGAUAUAUACAGACAACAUGGUGGUAUCUGCAUCUGCAUUUGCUAUAUUUGUGAAGUACUACAUUGUUAUUUUUUUUCUGUAGUGUUUUUACCUCAUAUUGAAUAUAAGCUGUUGCAAUCAAAUUGUAUUUGUUCUUCAUUAUAUAAGCUCUUAAACUGAGAUGUUAUCUAAACUUUUGUGUAAUACCAAAGAAAAUCCUUUGUCUCCUGUGUGUCUGUGAAUGUUUUAUGAAAUAUAUAAUUUUUGUUAAG
Myripristis murdjan (pinecone soldierfish) is the source of this 1789-nucleotide messenger RNA. RefSeq names its product matrilin 3a (gene matn3a). The transcript is spliced from 6 exons. The record is from RefSeq and is a predicted model, not a curated record. Lineage: Eukaryota; Metazoa; Chordata; Actinopteri; Holocentriformes; Holocentridae. The coding region runs from base 1 to 1023 and encodes 340 amino acids. Gene Ontology annotation, molecular function: calcium ion binding.